AUGCUAGACGGCAAAGUAGAAAAAUUAAAAGACAAUUAUUUACUAGUUGCCACUAGCCGACCCGAAACCAUUUUUGCUGAUGUGGCCUUAUUUGUUAAUCCGCAGGAUAAAAGAUAUCAAAAAUACAUCGGUCAGGAAGUCCAGCAUCCAAUAACCCAAAAAAUUAUUCCGGUUUUGGCUGAUGAAAAAAUAAUCAUUGAUUUCGGCACAGGAGUUUUAAAAUGUACUCCCGGACAUGAUUUUUUUGAUUAUGAAUUAGGAAAAAAAUAUAACUUGCCUUUGAUUAGUUGUUAUAACGAAAAAGGAAUUUUGAAUAAUUUAGCCGAACUUCAAGCACAAAAUAUUUGCCUAAAAAUUGAAACUUACCAAACUAACUUGGCAGUUUCUCAAAGAAGCGGAGCAACUAUUGAGCCUUUGCUUUCCACUCAAUGGUUUUGUGAUUUGCCACAAUUAAUUCAAAAAAUAGAAACCAAAAAUCCUGAUUUUUUAAGCAAAAUUAACUUUUGCCCUGUUCGCUUUCAACAAAUUAUUCAAGAUUGA
Messenger RNA from Entrophospora sp. SA101, 540 nucleotides. The record is from the annotation of a GenBank genome assembly. Lineage: Eukaryota; Fungi; Glomeromycota; Glomeromycetes; Entrophosporales; Entrophosporaceae.